AUGAGAAAGAGUAUUGUUGAAGUGAAUAGGAAGGAUGUACGAUAUAAGAAGGAAAGGAAGCCGUUGGGUUUGCGGCAGUCGAAACUCUUUGAGUUUGAUAUCCCGCGUACCAGCAAUCCGUUGGAUCGCAGCAGCAGGAGUUGCACCGUACUUGGAGGAGCACCAGGGGCCGUGCUACAGGGUUCAAAGGAGCCGGAGGUGAUUACUGUUCUUGAAGAUGAUGUUGAGUAUGUUUCUUCGGAUGAUUGUGAGGGUAAUUUAGGUGCAUCGCAGCGGAAAACCCUGUUUGUUCAAAGUUCGGAAGAUAUGGAGGAAGAUGUUGCUGAAACAGGGGAUAUUUGUGAGAUAUUGGAUGAUCCAGAACCAUAUGAGGUGAAUUCUGAGGUUAUCUGUCCUCUAUGUCUUACUGAUUUAUCUUUUUUGUAUCUCCAUGAACGAGAAGCUCACUGUGACCAGUGCCUUCUUGCCAGGAGCUCGGUUAGACGCAAGAGAUCCAUUCCGCUUCCCGAUGUGAAGAAACUUAAAUUCUCAGAGGUUACUAUAGUCGUUGACGGGUUUAAUUUUAUGGAUAAUAGUGAGGUGAAGUAUUAUUUUCUUUCCCAUUUUCAUGCAGAUCAUUAUCAAGGUCUUUGUCAAAGUUGGAAACAAGGGCGGUUGUUUUGUUCACAAAUAACCGCAAACUUGGUAAUUUCAAAAUUUAAGAUCGAUGUGGACCAAAUAACCAUACUGAAACUCAAUGAGCCUCUUUAUAUAACCCCUCGUUUGCGGUGUUUCCCCUUGGAUGCAAACCAUUGUCCAGGAGCCCUGAUAUUGUUAUUUGAAGAGUUGGAUUUUAAUGGUAGUGUGCUGCACAGUGUGCUGCAUACAGGUGACUUUCGAGCUACCAAUGGUAUGAUACGAAGCCUUGAUCAGCUCACUUGUGGGAGAGAGUUGGACAGUGUAUACCUUGAUACCACAUAUCUUAACCCUAAUUACCAUUUCCCCCUUCAGAGAUCUGUUCUUAAGCUUACUGCAUCGUUUGCUGCUCAAAUUAGUCAAACAGGGAUUCGUACGUAUUUUGGUGAUACUCAAAAGUCUAUUCUAACCUUUAUGAAGUCAACCCGCGAUAAGAUUAUAUCUCAGAAGAGGUUUCGAUACAUUUACCUUAUUGCAACGUAUUCUAUAGGUAAGGAAAAACUUGCUAUUUCGAUCGCUGAAGAGCUUCAAACAAAAAUAUACAUUCCCCUCAACUCACCCAAACACGAUCUCAUUAAGCAAUAUAUGGAUUGGAUCCCAAGCAAUAUAAUUACCCAUAAUAUACAGGAAUCAUGCGUCCAUCUGGUUUCGUUCGACGUACUUUCUUCAAAAGAAUCAAUUGACAAAUAUCUUUUAACUGUGCCUCCAAUUUACGAAGAUAUUGUGGGAUUUAACCCUACUGGAUGGUCUUAUGAUAAUGGACGUAAAUACAUGUCCUCAGAGGCAACUAUCAAGCGAUUCCAAAGCGCUGAAUCAAGAUAUAAAUAUGUGAUUGAUCUAAUAAGGGAUUGUUCGGUGGAUGAAUUGAAAAUCGAGACCUUUAGAUCGCAGUACAAACCUCACAAGAAGUAUCAAGUUUUUAAGGUCCCAUAUUCAGAGCAUUCCAGUUUUAAAGACUUGUGCGUUUUUCUAACAAAGGUACCCGUUUCCCGAGUCUAUUCAACUGUUAAUCUUCAUGAUUCCGAAAUGCAUUCUAUGUGGUUUGACACUUGGAGAAGAAUAAGGAACGAAAUGUUGCAUUAA
Eremothecium cymbalariae DBVPG#7215 is the source of this 1758-nucleotide messenger RNA. RefSeq names its product DNA cross-link repair protein PSO2 (gene PSO2). The record is from RefSeq and is a predicted model, not a curated record. Bases 1 to 1758 code for a protein of 585 amino acids. The transcript has a single exon. NCBI's taxonomy places the organism in Eukaryota, Fungi, Ascomycota, Saccharomycetes, Saccharomycetales, Saccharomycetaceae. Gene Ontology annotation, biological process: protection from non-homologous end joining at telomere; double-strand break repair via nonhomologous end joining; interstrand cross-link repair. Gene Ontology annotation, molecular function: 5'-3' DNA exonuclease activity; damaged DNA binding.